GUACAUGCGUGGUGUUGUGUACACGGGUACGGAGAGGCUGGACGGGAAGACAGUGGUCAUAACUGGCGGGAACGCCGGGAUAGGCAAAGUUACAGCCCUGGAGCUCGCCCGGAGAGGUAGACAGAUCUGCACUCAACUCAGUCUGAGCCUUCCGAUCUCUGAUGAAGACCGUGUCGACAUUCUCAUCAACAACGCCGGCGUCCUGACGGGGAACAAGAGACCUACAGAGGACGGCCUGGAGAGACACAUGGGAGUGAACCAUUACGGACAUUUCCUUCUGACCCAGUUGCUGCUGGACAAACUGAAAGCCUCGGCUCCCAGUCGCAUCAUUUUUGUGUCCACCUGGUUGUACUUUGUCUGGCCCAUGGAUUUUGACCACCGGCCCCAGAACAAAAAGUGGUUUUUCAAGGCAUACGGUCAGAGCAAACUGGCCAAUGUCCUGACUGCUAGAGAGCUGAGCCGUCGACUCAAGGAAACCAACGUCACAGUCAACGCCGUACAUCCAGGUUUCAUCCACACUGACAUCGCACGGGAUUUCCCUCUCUACUAUUCUCGGAUUGUUCAUUUUCUCAAUAGCCCUUUUAAUUCCCUGCUGUUUCGGACUCCGUUCCUUGGAGCUCAACCAACCCUGAGACUUGCCUUGGACUCAAGCCUUGCCAAUGUCUCGGGGAAAUAUUUCGGCUUUCAGAGCGAGGAAAGUGAUCCCGGCUGGGCUGGCACAGACGAUAAGGCGGCGGCCAAGCUGUGGAGGAUCAGUGAGUCCGUGACCAAGACAGGAGCCAUGUGAUGAUGUGAGGACAAGACAGGAGCCAUGUGAUGAUGUGAGGACAAGACAGGGGACAUGUGAGGACAAGACAGGGGACAUGCGAGGAAAAGACAGGGGCCAUAUGAGUGGUGAAGACAAGACAGGGGACAGGUGAGGACAAGCUGUCCCCGUCGUUCUAUAAUAGAAAUAAUAAUAAUAGAUAGCAUUUGUA
Molecule: messenger RNA, 977 nt
Organism: Aplysia californica (California sea hare)
Lineage: Eukaryota; Metazoa; Mollusca; Gastropoda; Aplysiida; Aplysiidae
Product: retinol dehydrogenase 13-like
Exons: 5
Coding region: 5-787 (260 amino acids)
Source: RefSeq, a predicted model, not a curated record